Molecule: messenger RNA, 990 nt
Organism: Wasmannia auropunctata (little fire ant)
Lineage: Eukaryota; Metazoa; Arthropoda; Insecta; Hymenoptera; Formicidae
Exons: 7
Coding region: 1-843 (280 amino acids)
Source: RefSeq, a predicted model, not a curated record
AUGGCGAAACACCUGAUUGCAACAGCUGUGUUUGGUGAAGAGGAUGAUACCGACGAGGCUAUUGNAGAGUUUUAUUUGUCGUGGAAAAGGCCAACGAAAAAGAAAAAAAAGGCUUUGUCAAGCGAUAGCGAAACUUCAGAAGAUUUAGAAUAUUCUAAAAUUACAGGAAAUAUUUGUGAUACAGAACUUUUGUGUACAUUACCAAGCAAUGAAAAUAAUCAAAAUAACUGUAAUAUUAUAUCAAUGAGUGAUAUUCCUAUUAUAAUAGCGCCUUCAACACAUGUAUCAUCACAACUUGAAACAGCAGCAACUCAUCAUAAAGAAAUUGCAUCUAUUCAAAAACCAGUUACUACUUCACCUACUACCUCAAAUAGUAGUACUACCUCAGAUGACUAUAACAAAAUACAACAACGUAUUCUACAAGAAUGUAUAUUAAUAAAAAUGUAUACAAAAAGUAUUGAUGCCCGAUUGAAACGUCUGGAGGAUGGAAAAAUAAAGGAAAAAAAUAAUUCCUACGAAGAAGUGCAAAUAAUUCAAAAUCAAUUGCCUUUAAAGACAAUUGAUCAAAUAUCUCAUUUCGAUCAAACUCUGGAGAAUGAAAACGUUAAAAAAGCAUUUAUAAUGUUUAUUAAACGAAUUGGUGGUACUAACUCAAUAAAUAACGUUAAAGAAAUCUUAAAAAGAAUUUUUACUAACGAUCUUGGAACACAAUGUAGUUGGUUAGGUCAACGAAAUAAUUUUAAAAUAUGCGAUCUGUUACUAAUAGCAAUAAUUAAAGAUGUAGUAUUAUCAGUACAUAAUGAUUUUCAAGAAAUACAUUUUUGCAAAGCUGUAAGCGAAUGAUUCAGGCUCAGUAAAUUACGCCUUUCAAGAGACCAAAAGCAUAGACAUGAGCAAGAUACACAAACAAACGCUGAUAAUCCUCUUAAAGAAAAUUAAAAUAAAUGAUGUAUAUUAUACAUUAUUAUAUACAUUUAUAUACUUCUGCAU